AUGGUUUUAAAGACACUUAUUAUUGAUAAUUAUGAUUCCUACACAUUUAAUCUAUUACAACUAUUUGAUCGUCCUGAAGAUGUUGUCGUCAUCAGAAAUGAUCAAUUCGGUUGGGAUCAAUUUGUAAAAGAUGUACUACCUUACUUUGACAAUGUCAUCAUCUCACCCGGCCCUGGAAGACCGGAAAGAUCAUCUGCACAGCUAGACCCAUCACAAUCCGAUUAUCAUCGACCCAUAUUUGGCAUAUGCUUAGGACACCAGGGGAUAGGAUAUCUACUAGGCGGAGAGAUAACAUAUGCACCACGAAUUAUGCAUGGUCGAAUGUCACAAAUUCAUAUCAAUUAUUCAGAUCAUGAUAUACUCGCUCACUGCCAAUCACCAUUUUGGGCUGUUAGAUACCAUUCUCUUGUUGUUGACAAAGACACUUUACCCGACGAUUUGAUUCUUACUGGAUACUGUUUUGAGAAUGAAGCUGAUACGGAAGCACUACAGAAUGCAGCGUACAUUGCCGACCAACCUUCAUCUACGACAAAGCACCAUCACUUCCUAUCGCAUGUCAACGAUCAAAGAACAAAUCAGAUGACUGUCAUGGCCUUUCGACAUAAACGGCUGCCCUUGUGGGGUGUUCAAUUUCAUCCUGAAUCAGUAUCGACUGAACAUGGACAUCAAAUGAUGCGCAACUUUCAGAACGAGACGAAACUUUGGAUGCAAAAGAUGAAUAUAUCCAGACGACCGUUCAAUCCUCAAGUGUUAUCUUAUUCAGCCGCACGACCCAAGAUAGAGAUACCAAAAAUAACCGAAAAAUUCCAUGCACUUGUCAAGACGGCACCCUGCUGGAUUGAUCCCGAGCUGAUUGUGGAGAAAAUAGGGGAAAACGAAGCAAUGUGCUGGCUAGACAGCAGCCGUAAGUCAUCACCGUAUUCUCGGUUAUCGAUCGUGUCGAUGCGCCCUGCAUUUACCCUUUCCUACUCGACCCUACAUCAUCAAUUGACGAUUACAGAAGAACAAGAGCAUGUGGAGACGAUACAAGGCACCUUUUUUGACACUUUAUCUGAUCUUUUGUCUCGCACGAGCAUUACUGAUGUGCGCCAUGUCGAUGGUUCACCGAUACCGAACGUAGCCUUCCAAGGCGGCCUUGUAGGUUAUUUUGGGUACGAGAUGAAACGGGAAAGCAUGGAAGGAUACAAGGUACCAGAGGAACAACAGUGCAGAUGUGACAGACUUGAGCACAAUAACGGGUGCUGUUUAUGCGUGAGAGAACCCGACGCAGCAUUUCAAUUCACCGACAAAUUCUUUGUAUUUGAUCAUACCAAGGAAGAAGUCCACAUCUGGUGUCUUGUGCGGGAAACAGGACAGGAUACACUCCUCUCACGUGCUGGGUUUCACGAUGACAACGAUGCGACCCGUUGGCUGAACGAUCAAAGAAAUCAACUGGUAAAGAUUCAGAACAAGAUCAACAUCCUGCCUGUAGCCACACCGCCCCUGUCACCGACGAUCUACUGCAACACAAUGAGCCCUGACACGGACCACAACCGAUACCUCAGUGCGAUCGAUCAAUGCGUGCAGUCGAUCAAGGAAGGUGAUGCCUAUGAGAUCUGUAUGACGACGCGGUUCCGACUGGACCUUCCUCAUGUGUCUACGCGGCUGUACACACAGUAUCUGCGCAAGAACAACCCGGCGCCCUUCUCGGCCCUGAUGCGAUUCCCUCAACUGACCCUGAUGUCGUCCAGUCCGGAGCGAUUUUUCAAGCUGGAUGUCGACAAGGUGGCAGAGAUGAAGCCGAUCAAGGGCACGAUCAGUCGAGCGCUCGACUGUGUCUGUACCAAACACUGCUCUGACGAGCAAUGUGAAUCGAAACGACGACUCAAGGACGAAGAGCAGAAACAGAAGCUGUGGCAGGACGUCAAGGAACGAGCCGAGAGUUUGAUGAUUGUCGAUUUGAUCCGUAACGAUCUCGCUCAGGUGUGCAAGCCAAGCACGGUCUGUGUGCCCAAACUGAUGCAUGUCGAAACGUUUGAAAAGGUGCAUCAUCUCGUCUCGACCAUCCGUGGUCGGCUCUACCCAGAGGUCAAUGGCGUCAAGGCCCUUCAGACCUGUUUCCCACCUGGGUCGAUGACGGGUGCGCCCAAGUUACGUGCAGUGCAGCUGUUGGAUCAGUUAGAGGAUCAUCGGCCCCGAGGAGUCUAUUCGGGCUGUCUCGGUUACUUUUCGUUGAAUGGAGCUGCCGAUUUUAAUGUGGUCAUACGAACAGCUGUGAUUGUGGAUCGACAUCUUUCCGUGGGUGGCGGAGGUGCGAUCACGUUCUUGUCGGAUCCUGAAGAGGAAUGGAAAGAGGUUUUGUUAAAGACAAAAAGUGUGGCCCCAAGGUAA
Molecule: messenger RNA, 2370 nt
Organism: Rhizopus microsporus ATCC 52813
Lineage: Eukaryota; Fungi; Mucoromycota; Mucoromycetes; Mucorales; Rhizopodaceae
Product: ADC synthase
Exons: 6
Coding region: 1-2370 (789 amino acids)
Biological process (GO): L-tryptophan biosynthetic process
Source: RefSeq, a predicted model, not a curated record